AACACCGUCAUUUUGUGUUCACUUUACUUGACGGAACAUUUAUUUUGAAAGUUGUGGCCGGAUGUCAGGUCUUUUAAACACUCGCUAACUUGACCACUCGUGAUUUCGGGACAAAUUGAGCAUCAGGCGCGUGAAGCCAAUUAAAACCCUGAACCGCAGCCGGUCAGAACCGGGGGACGGACCCGGGGGACGGACCGGACCCGCCGAGCAGAACCGGGACCGACGACCACCACCUCGACCAGGCUGAUUGAUCAUGUGGGGGGAAACUGUUCUGCUGCUGCUGCUGCUCAGUGUGGAAGCUGCAGUGGCGUCUCAGUGCUGGCAGGGGGCGACCUUCUCCGAGGCAGUGGUGUCCCCGGCGCCGGAGAGCAGCGGCGUCCUGCGGAUCCCCGGCGCGUCGUCGCUGCCGCAGUGCGUGGCGGCGUGCUGCGACCUGCCGGGGUACGACCUGGCCUGGCUGUUUGAGGGCCGCUGCUACGUUCUGAGCUGCCAGCAGCUGGAAAACUGCCGGCCCAGAGAGCGGCCCGGGGCUGACUCGCUCUUGGCCUUCCUGCGGAGGGCGUCCCCUCAGACGCUGGUGCUUAAGUCCCUCGUGAGAGGCGAGCCAUACGGGGGCCGCUGGAGACCACCGUCCUCUGAGGCCCCCAGGGGCCUGGAGGCUCUGAAGGAUCUGGCCCUCUUCGACGGGCCCCCGCAGGACUUUUCCGACCCCCGGACGCUGGAUGUGGAGUAUUCGGAUGGAAGCCUGGAGGAGAGGGGAGGUGGAGGCUCAGAGGCCGACACGACGGAUGGAAGAGACGGAUUCAACCGAUCGGAGGCAGACGAUGGUCCAGAGAGGAGGGGGCCGACGGAGAGCAGUGCGGCCCCAAUUGGGGCCUCGUCGGUGGGGAACAUCAGCCGAGGAGACGAGGACGGAACCGGGAGGACGGCAGACCCUGCAGCUGCAGAGAGAACGACCAAAACACAAAGCGGCAGCGAUUCUACAUCACUGUCACAAUCGACCACUGACUCCGCCCAGACUCCUCCUCCCACACCUCAUCGGCCCAGCAGCUCCAGCUCGCAGCCAGCUCCAUCCCUGACGACGUUCCUGGGAAAACCUGGAGAACAGAUGAUGUCUACAGAGGAUGCUGCGGUUUCCCCUGAACCCACCACUGACAUCGUGGAGACUCUUCACUCAGCUGCAGCUCCAUCUACCAUGACCAUGACCUCUGACCCCACCACCUCCACCUCAACUCUCAGCACCACAACCCCGACCGCGACCCCCCCCACGACCGCUGCCGAGUCUGAGGUCAGGGGAUCAAACCGUGGCCCGGUAGCGGUGGUGGGUCCCGACAGGAAGUUGAUCCUCCCGCUGAGCAGCCUGUCGCUCGACGGCAGCAGAAGCACCGACGGCUGCGGCGCCCUGAGCUUCCACUGGGACGCCGUCAGCGGUCCUCCUGGGUUGAAGCUGGAGGGCGUGGACCGUGCGGUCGCCACAGUGACGGGUCUUCGGGUGGGACGCUACACCUUCAGACUGACCAUCUCUGACCAGCAGGGGGCGACAGACAGCGCCUCGCUGACGGUCCGGGUGCAGGAGGCCGCGAGUCUUAGCCCUGUCGCUCACGCCAGUGGCAGCCACACGCUGACGCUGCCCGACAACUCGCUGGUUCUCCAGGGCUCCGUCACCGACGGAGACCAGACCCAGGUCCAGUACCUGUGGGUCCGAGACCGCCAGAGUCCUGCUGCCGGGGACGUCCUGUACGGCUCGGAGACCCGGCCGUCUCUGUACCUGGCCAACCUGGUGGAAGGAACCUACCUGUUCCGUCUGAGGGUGACCGACGCCCAGGGCCGAUCUGGCACCGCCACGGCCACGGUGGAGGUCCGACCAGAGCCCGGCGGGGGCGAGGAAGUGGAGCUGGAGAUGCUGGUGUCGGUGUCUCAGGUCAGUUUGUCCCAGAGAGACACGCUGGUCCGACAACUCGCCGCCCUGCUGCACGUCCUCGACACGGACAUCCAGGUCCGAGCGCUGCAGGGACACUCGCACCUCAGCACUGUGUUGAGGUUCUCGGUGUCGGGCCCCUCGGGGCCUCUCUCGGGCUCCAGGUUGGUUGUGUUGCUGAGGACGCAGCUGUUGAGAGAGAAGAGCGACUUCUUGCUGUUCCGAGUCCUGAGAGUCGACACCGUGUUGUGUUUGCUCCGCUGUUCCGGUCGUGGUCAGUGUGAUCCCCUCACCAAGGAGUGUUCGUGUGACCCCUUCUGGACGGAGAAUCUGAUUCGCCGGUACCUUGGCGAUGGAGAGAGCAACUGUGAGUGGAGGAUUCUGUACGUCAUCCUGACCAGCUUCCUGCUCAUGGUCUUCAUCCUGUCUGUCAGCUGGACCUUCAUCUGCUGCUGCAGGAGGAGGAGACAGACCAGAGUGAGGAAGAAAACCAAAUACACCAUCCUGGACAACAUGGACGAACAGGAGCGGCUGGAGCUUCGGCCCAAAUUCAGUAUCAAACACCGCAGCACGGAGCACAACUCCAGCCUGAUGAUGUCCGAGUCGGAGCUGGACAGCGACCAGGACACCAUCUUCAGCCGGGACCGACCCGUCCGCAGCAGGAACCGGCUCGGCGCCCCGGCUGGCUGCAACGGGAACGCCUUUGGAUGACGGGACCACCGACCUCCCUCCGACACAGAAAGGACCCUUCUGGGAUGUUUGCGCUCGGGCGGCUCCGAGUGGCAGGAAGAGACGAGGCUUCUGAAAGUGUGAAGGACUUUAACCCUCUGCUGUGAGGUCAGUGAAACGAACCCGUGUCUCCCGUCAGGACAUAUUUGGAUGAAUGUGAAGACUCAAGGCCAGAGGGGAAACAGGAACGAUUUAAAGACUCCAUCCAAAGAGGGGGAACAACAUCCACCUUCCAGCAGCUUCCAGUCUGUCAGAUUGACAUCGUCUAUCUCGUUAGCCAACAGGCUAAUAGUCACCAGUCCGUCGAGAUCCCUCCCCAUCCAAGGGUCAGGUGAGUUGAGCAAGUCGAAGCUAACUGGACCUGAUGCUAGCUUAACUUAUCGCUACGUGUCAAAUGAUUAGCAUCGGACUUUAAUGCUCUAACUGAGGAAAUCCCCUGUAGUCGGUCCACAAUGUUUUGAGUUAGCUUAGCACUGCUUGGCUAGCCUAAAAAUAUGUCAACUCCGAACGCUAACUUUAAAAAUAGCUCAGCCCAAAAAUCUAAAUUUGAGAUAAAAGGACCCAGAAGCUAAAUCUGCGCUAAACUUGUUGUAUUUAAACUUUUUAAAUUUUAAACAAAUUGCAGUGUUGUCUGAUGACCUCUACUAAGCCAAGACAGAAAAAAUAUGAAUUCCCGUGUCAUUGCAUUAGAGUAGCCCUCGGUGUUGGGCCUAGCUUAGCACAAGGACCCGCUGCAGAGGGAAACAUGCUAGCCAGGCGCAGUCCAACGUGAGAAUAUCACACGUUGAACCCUGUUUGCGGAAUUAUUUUUGGCAACAGUUAGCAGUGGAAGUAUUCUCUACGUUUGAAAGUUUUAAUUAUCAUAGCGUAACUGUCGAAGCUCCUUCAGACCCAGUUUACACCGGACAAAUUUCAGAGGGUCAUUAGUUAUCCGUCAUACAAAAGUCAGUUGGACAGCAUGAAAUAUUAUUGUACUUAACAUUUAUACAAAAAUCAACAUUGUUUUUACAUUAACUGUGACGCCUACAAAGUAUAUUACAAUUAAGACCAAUUACACACAUUAGAAAUACAAUCUGCUGUACAACAGGACAGUGUCAUGGAAUAAUCUUUAGAUCAAGGAGCAGUGUCUCUGAAUUAUGUAAUACUUCAUCUCAUUAUGACAAGGUACUGUAUGUGUGUGUUGCCAAGUUUUUAAAAUCUUUAUCACUUAACGAGGUAUACGCCUUAAGAAAUUAUAACUCUUUCUCUGAACAACUAAGUAGGCGACUCCAAAUUUUGACAUAUUUAGACGCAGUCCUGUUGUUCAACUCUAAGAAAUUAAGUUUUAUAGAGUUUUAUGGCACUUUACACAGAAAGCAGCCUCCUGUGCUUCAACUUCAGUCUGACGGGUUUGACAAAAACCUGCUCAGGAUUAAAUUAACAUCUACACAGCAAAAGAUAUUUUGAAACCACUAUAUUAUAAAAACAAAUUUUUCCUAAAUUAUAUGCACUGCACAAAAAUACACCCAAAAUUGGCUGCAUGCAGAUAAGUUCCAACCUGUUUCCCAUCAUUCACAUUAGCCAACGUGUUCAACAUUUAAUUUAUGGAUUAAUUAAUGUGAUUUGGCAUUACUGACCUGACGGCUAAAUACAAGUAAGGAAUCCUAAUAAGUUUAAGCUAAAGGUCCAAACAAACGACGUGCUAUAGAAAAAAAAUGGGCUUGUUAAGGUCGAUUUGAGUGUGUUCCUUUUUUUUGUUCUCCAAUUAAAUCAGAAUAUAUAGGUAUGAGUCAUUAAAAAAUACUUUUUACUAAAAUAUCCCUUCCACAGAGCAUCAGGAUGAUCAAUACCAAACUUUAGCGUACGGUUUUGUUUUAUCACAGUAAAUGAGCCGUUUCACUUUUUUAAACUAAAUGUGCAACUACAGAAAGUUCACUUCUGUGACUUUAUGGAGGAAAAAGGGAAAAACUUAAAUCAGACUUUUCAGUAGUUUCCUUUUCAAGAUGAUGACAGAUGCUAGACGCUAAUUUUCUGAGCGCCUCAACUGACACUUUGCUAAACCCCUCCCCCCAAAACAGCUACGGCCCAAUCACAGCUUUGCAACAGUAACUAGGCCGAGCAGGCGUGUGGAGCUCCUUCUCAGUUUCUAUUCUUCUUUCCUUUAAAGAGCUGCUCUAAUGUUAGCAUGUCUGGCUAACUAGCUUAUUACCUUCCAGCAGCAACGGAGUGUUAAAGGGUUUAUCAUCUGUUUAUAAUUUAUUGUUCCUUUACUGUAAAUCUGUAACCAGAGCAUCGAGCUCGCUCUCAACGGCUUUUCCCUGUUUAAAUAAAGGCUUGAACAAAGCAUCACUCGAA
Messenger RNA from Scophthalmus maximus (turbot), 4981 nucleotides. Its product is annotated as KIAA0319 ortholog. The transcript has 16 exons. Bases 254 to 2629 code for a protein of 791 amino acids. NCBI's taxonomy places the organism in Eukaryota, Metazoa, Chordata, Actinopteri, Pleuronectiformes, Scophthalmidae. The record is from RefSeq and is a predicted model, not a curated record. Gene Ontology annotation, cellular component: cytoplasmic vesicle; plasma membrane.